CAUUUCCUCCUGCAGCGCAACACGUUCCAGGCAGUGCUAGCCUACGACCAUGCAGACGCCUAUGCCCUCUUCCUGUACCCUGAUGAUGGGAUUCAGUUCUUCAGCACUCGGCCCAAGGAGUCCUACCACAUCCAGCUCCAGCUUCCAGCCAGGGUGGGCUUCAGCAGGGGGGAAACGGACGCCAGAAGAGAGAACCUGCACUACAGCGUGGCCAGCAGUGAGCAGGGCCUCAAGAACCUCUACCAGAGCAGCAACGUGCUGACUCCCGGGGUCUGGGCCUUCCACAUCGGCAGCACGUCCCCCCUGGAGAACAUCGUUCCAGCUGGCGCCGGCAGGCUGCCUUUGGGGGGGGCCCUGCCCACAGCUCCGGAGAGUGCACCCCGCCACGCCACUGCCGAGCACAACGUCCUGGACGGCGACUACCUGGACGAGGCAUUUGCCACUUUCUCCUAUGACGAGAACGAAGAGUUCCCGUUCGUGCAGCCGACAGAGGUGGUGGCUGAGUACUAUGAUGAGCUCGGCAUUCCCCUGCACACCGACAGUAACCUUCAGGAACGGGUACAGGAGGGUUUGGAGUUCACUUACAAGUUGCCAGCGCCAGCAUCCAGCCAUCUCCCAUCCUCCCCGGAAGCGCAGCCUGUCCCCUCCCAAGAGCCAUCCUCGCUGGAGACGGAUGAGGACCUUCUGGAGCUAGUGUCUGUGGAGUCACCAACCUAUCGCCAGAGGGAGGAUAUCGAGGCUUAUCCGGAUGGCGGUGCUGUACCUGCAGAGACUGACGUCCACCUGGGGUACCCGGAGGGGGAGGUGGUCCUUCAGAGCUACCCAGACAGCCCGCUGCCCUUCCCGCGGGGGCGGCACGUCGUUGGUGUGGAUGAAGACGUUAGCUUUAACACUGACGUGUUCACCUACAGCGCCACCAGCCAGGAGACCUGUGAGCAGCACCACAGCCUCUGCUCCCUGCACGCCUUCUGCACCGACUACGCCACCGGCUUUUGCUGCCACUGCCAGACCAAGUUUUACGGGAACGGCCGGCACUGCCUCCCAGAGGGCGCGGCACAUCGGCUCAAUGGCAAAGUCAGCGGGAGCUUGCUGGUGGGGCGGACGCCGGUGCAUUUUGCCGACGUGGACCUGCAUGCUUACGUGGUGGGCAACGAUGGCCGAGCCUACACUGCCAUCAGCCGGAUCCCGCAGCCGGCAGCCCGUGCCCUGAUGCCGCUGACUCCCAUCGGGGGCCUUUUCGGCUGGCUCUUUGCUCUGGAGAAGCCGGGCUACGAGAACGGCUUUAGCAUCACUGGGGCUGAAUUCACCCACAGCCUGGAAGUCACCUUCUACCCUGGGGAGGAGACGGUCCACAUCACUCAAACAGCCGAGGGGCUGGGACUAGAAAAUUACCUGAGCCUUAGGACUCACAUCCAGGGCCGGGUGCCCUAUAUCCCGGAGAACUUCACUGUCCACAUCGCGCCCUACAAGGAGCUCUACCACUACUCCAGCUCAGCCAUAACCUCCACGUCCCACCGGGAAUAUUCCCUCCUCUUUGGGCAUCGCAACAAAACCCUCUCCUACCGACUGCACCAGAACAUCACCUUCCAGGACUGCCCACAUGCCCGUGCCCGCCAGGCUGUGCCAGCCACACAGCAGCUGAGUGUGGAGCGGGUCUUCGCCCUGUACAAUGAGGAGGAGCAGGUGCUGCGCUAUGCUGUAACCAACCAGAUCGGCUCGGCAGAAGGGGACUCGGACACAGCUGUAGUGAACCCAUGCUAUGACGGCACCCACGUGUGUGACACGACGGCGCGGUGCCAGCCGGGCGCGGGGCUGCAGUACAGCUGCGAGUGCACAGCUGGGUACCGCGGCGAUGGCCAGGACUGCAUGGACAUCGACGAGUGCGCCGAGGGCGAGAGCCGCUGCGGCCCCUUUUCCGUGUGCCUCAACUCCCUGGGCAGCUACCGCUGCGAGUGCCAGCAUGGCUACCGCCUUGCCGACGACCGGCGCACCUGCGUGUUGGCUGCGCCCCCGCCUGACCCCUGCGCGGCAGGCAGGCACAGCUGUGCGGCCGCAAACCAAGCGCGGUGCAUCCCCCGUGGCGGUGGCGCCUUCAGCUGUGAGUGCCUGCCUGGCUACACCGGCGACGGGCACAACUGCUCUGAUGUGAAUGAAUGCACGCAGGGCAGGUGCCACCCGGCCGCCACCUGCCACAACACACCCGGCUCCUUCUCCUGCCAGUGCCGGCCAGGCUACGAUGGGGACGGCUUCCAGUGCACCCCUGCAAACCUACAGCGCCUGACACCAUGCGAACAUGAGCGGCUCUAUUCGCAGCCGGAGCCAGGGCACCACGUACCCGUGUGCGACGACCAGGGCAACUACCACCCUCUGCAGUGCCACAGCAGCACGGGCUUCUGCUGGUGCGUGGAUGAAGCUGGCCAGGAGAUCGCUGGCACCCGGACACCUCCAGGCAGCACCCUGCCGCGCUGCGGGGAGCCAGAGCCCACGGCAAGGCCGCAGACCAUGUGCGAGCGCUGGAGGCAGAGCCUGUUGGACCACUACGGGGGCAGGCCACGGGAGGACCAGUACGUGCCGCAGUGUGACGCGGCCGGCAGCUUCAGCCCACUGCAGUGCCAUGGCAACAGUGGCUUCUGCUGGUGCGUGGACGAACACGGCAGAGAGAUUCACGGGACACGGUCGGAGCCCGGCACAGCCCCGCCAUGUCUCCCCAGCGUGGCCCCUCCCACAGUGCGGCCCUCGCCACGUCCGGACGUGUCCCCACCUGCCACGGGAACUUUCCUGCUGUAUGCCCAGGGACACCAGAUCGGCUACCUGCCCCUCAACGGCACGCGGCUGCAGAAGGAGGAGGCCAAGACCCUGCUGGCCCUGCAUGGCUCCAUAGUGGUGGGAAUUGACUAUGACUGCAGAGGGAAAAUGGUCUAUUGGACGGAUGUUGCCGGUCGAACGGUUAACAGAGCAAGCUUGGAGCCAGGGGCUGAGCCGGAAACCAUAAUUAAUUCAGGACUGAUGAGUCCAGAAGGGCUGGUGGUGGAUCACCUGCGCAGGGUCAUGUUUUGGACAGAUAGCGGCCUGGAUAAAAUCGAACGUGCCAACCUGGAUGGGUCGCAGCGCAGGGCUCUCUUCAGCACCGAUCUUGUCAAUCCUCGUGCCAUCACUGUGGAUCCCAUUAGAGGCAACCUCUACUGGACAGACUGGAAUCGCGAAGCACCAAAAAUUGAAACCUCAACGGUUGAGGGUGCCAACAGAAGGAUUCUGGUGAAUGAAGACAUCGGGUUACCCAAUGGCCUGACUUUCGACCCUUUCUCCAAACUGCUUUGUUGGGCAGAUGCAGGAACCAAGAAGCUGGAGUGCAUGUUGCCAGAUGGAACAGGAAGGCAUGUCAUACAGAAUAACCUCAACUACCCCUUCAGUGUCGUUAGCUAUGCCAACCACUUCUACCACACCGACUGGAGAAGGGAUGGUGUUAUAGCUGUGAAUAAGGAUACUGGCUCCCUUACUGAGGAAUACCUUCCAGAGCAACGGUCCCAUCUCUAUGGAAUAACUGCAGUGUAUCCCUAUUGCUCAGGAGCGAGGAAAUAGUUACUGAUACUUCAACAAAAGGAAGUUUGGGCUUUAGACUGGGAGGAAGAAUGCCAGACCCAAAGACUUAACACCACAUGGAGCAAAGAAGAAGAAACCUUCCACAAAGGCCAUCGAUGCUUACCAUAGGCACUGAUGUGAUCUACUUUAGUGCAAAAGAUCAUCAUCAAGUAUUUUUCUGAAGUUAUACCUCAAUCUUUACUACUGUAUUUUUAAAUGAAAACAUUGCUAUACUACAAAAAAAAAUGGCCCUGUGAAUAUUAGGCCAUUACUUUAAUUUUGCUUAUGGAAGCAACUUUAAAAAAAAGAAAAAGUCUUAAUGUAUCUUAUUCCAGUGUUCUCUCAUUUGGAUGAAAUAAAACUCAAAUCAUUUUUAAGCACAGUUUGACAAUCUGACCUAUAGGUCCUUUAUAGCCAAAAAAUGAAGUGUGGAUAGAAAGCUUUCAAUGCGGUGUCUUACUGGGUCACUGUCAAUAACCCAGAAGAGACAAAGAUUGCAUGACUGCAGGAAGUGUGCAGAACCAUCAUGGGACAUGGAAAGUACACUACAUUUUUUCCAAAGCACAAUUCUAGACUCCUUUUGCCUCUGCCUCAAUGCAUGUCUUUUAGUAUUUAUAUUAGAAGAAUGUGCUAGAUUUAAUCAUUCAUGUUUGAUGGUCUUUUAAGAAGUGCCUUCACUGUGCUACCUGUUAUAGGGCGAGAUGUGUACAUAAAUACCUGUUCAGAUGUAACUCUCACUUUUUCUAGAUUACUCAAAUAAUAAAAUUGUUGUUUUAAAUUUU
This is a messenger RNA of Gavialis gangeticus (Gharial), 4361 nucleotides long. RefSeq names its product nidogen 2 (gene NID2). The annotation marks the transcript as partial. Gene Ontology annotation, molecular function: calcium ion binding. Gene Ontology annotation, biological process: cell-matrix adhesion. The transcript is spliced from 19 exons. The record is from RefSeq and is a predicted model, not a curated record. NCBI's taxonomy places the organism in Eukaryota, Metazoa, Chordata, Crocodylia, Gavialidae.